Acinonyx jubatus (cheetah) is the source of this 1834-nucleotide messenger RNA. It is a transcript of the gene GRAP, whose product is annotated as GRB2 related adaptor protein. The record is from RefSeq and is a predicted model, not a curated record. Lineage: Eukaryota; Metazoa; Chordata; Mammalia; Carnivora; Felidae. Gene Ontology annotation, molecular function: protein binding. The transcript has 6 exons. The coding region runs from base 109 to 834 and encodes 241 amino acids.
AAGAAAAACGCGCUCUCAAAACAAAGGAAGACGGGUCCUCGACUGCAGAGGAAGCAGGAAGCUCUGACCCUGCUCUGAGCCCAGCUGCCGGGGCCUGGGGACAGCGGGAUGGAGUCCGUGGCCCUGUACAGCUUCCAGGCCACGGAGAGUGAUGAGCUGGCCUUCAACAAGGGGGACACGCUCAAGAUCCUGAACAUGGAAGAUGAUCAGAACUGGUACAAGGCUGAGCUGCGAGGUGCUGAGGGCUUUAUUCCCAAGAACUACAUCCGCGUCAAGCCCCACCCGUGGUACUCGGGCAGGAUUUCCCGGCAACUGGCCGAAGAGAUUCUGAUGAAGCGGAACCACCUGGGAGCCUUCCUGAUCCGGGAGAGUGAGAGCUCCCCAGGGGAGUUCUCUGUCUCCGUGAACUACGGCGACCAGGUACAGCACUUCAAGGUGCUGCGCGAGGCCUCGGGCAAGUACUACCUGUGGGAAGAGAAGUUCAACUCCCUGAACGAGCUGGUCGACUUCUACCGCACCACCACCAUCGCCAAGCAGCGGCAGGUUUUCCUGCGGGAUGAGGAGCCCCUGCUCAAGGGCCCCCGGGCCUGCUUUGCCCAGGCCCAGUUUGACUUCUCGGCCCAGGACCCCUCACAGCUCAGCUUCCACCGCGGUGACAUCAUCGAGGUCCUGGAGCGCCUGGACCCCCACUGGUGGCGGGGCCGGUUCUGCGGACGCGUGGGCUUCUUCCCACGGAGCUACGUCCAGCCGGCCCGACACGAUGGACAAGCUCCGAGGGCAGGCCCCGGGCACAGCCACUUGGGGGACCUGGCUGCUCUGGCCUUCUCUGUGUAGGCCCAACUUCUGCCCGGACUGGGGUUCCCGGAGCUCAGGGAAGCUACAGGCCAGGCGGGAGGCCAGGGCCACCGCCGGACUUUGAGGUCCAACAGCAUCUGGGAUGGGACACUGGCCUGAGCACAGGCGGGGCGUCCACUUGGAAUGUGCCACCAGAAGCCAGUACUGACUAGCCCCUGCCCAGGGCCUGGGCACUUUGGGGAGCAGGAAGCAUGAAACGGGGCUCCGAAAGUGCUUCAAAUGCCAGGCUGAUGGUGGAAGGGGCAGGGAGCGGGGAGGGAGGGAGGGGACGGCCUCGUGGCAGCCAGGAGCAGCUGGGAUGGGAGGCAGGAGUCCAGGGAGGGGGGCUCCCCUCUGCCCAGGGCCGUCUGGAGACCCUUCAAGCCCCAAGCUGCUCCUGACCUGGGCCCGUGUAUUCAAAAUAAAAACAGGAAAAUGAGUAUAAGGAUGUUGAUCGGAAACCUCAUUUUCUUUGCUUUGUGCUGGUUUUGAAAUACCACCUUCUUUCUGUCCGUCGCCCCCGACCUUUUUAGGACUCCUCCUUUGCCGGCUCAACUGGUGUGUGGGCACCGGACCGGCUACGCAGUCGCGAGGGGAGUCCCUGGGUCUCUGGGCCUCGGUGUCCUCAGUGAAAGCAAGGUAGACCUGAGGAUUCCGAGCGCUCCGGCCUUCUUGGCCACGGGGCCAGCGUCAGGCGAAGUAGGCGUAGAAGAAAAUGUUGACACACAUGAGCAGGAUAGCGUUGAAGCCACACACACGGGCCCAGAAAGCGUGUUUCUGGCGUGUCCGGCCAUCGCCUGGAGGAGGUAGGAGGAGGAGAGGGAGACAGAUGAGGACCACAGGGCCACACUUCGUACUCCUACGUCCAGGGUGCCUUGGGGUGGGAGAGAGACUCAGAGCCUAGGGUCACACACGUACCUGCUUUGGCUCCCACGAGCACAUCCUGAGCCAAGGUCCACCAGGUAAGGUUCUCAAUCUGCGGAGAACGAUCGGGACGUGG